GUGAAUGUGUAUAAAGCGGUUAAACACUGCUCUGGAAAGUUUGGCAGAGAAUUCCAAACGACAAAAUAACUUAUAUAUACGAAACAGAGUAUCAAACGUUCAUUCGUGUGUUCCGGUGUUUGUGUUUACAUGCAAUACUUAUUUUUACAAGACAUAAAGCAAUUCCUGGCAGUAAGAGAUAUAUACUGGAGAUAUACACUAGAUUCUCUGCUUUGAUAACCUGUGGAAUACAUUUAAAACACGUGCAUACUUUGAUUUAAUAGAUAGAUUGUAUUUAUAAACUUCUGCUUUAAACUGAAGAUGCAGUUAGAUAGACUCAUACCUAUGGAAAAUAUUGUUAUGUUUAUAUGCUGACGAAGUUUACUCGUUCAUUGGUUGAUGCGUGACGGAGUUUGUACGUUGAGAAGUUAACUCGUGAAUUGGUUGAUACGUGACGGGGUUUGUACGUUGAGAAGUUAACUCGUGAAUUGGUUGAUACGUGACGGAGUUUGUACGUUGAGAGAUUAACUCGUGCAUUGGUUAAUACGUGACGGAGUUUGUACGUUGAGAAGUUAACUCGUGCAUUGGUUGACACGUGACGGAGUUUGUACGUUGAGAGAUUAACUCGUGCAUUGGUUAAUACGUGACGGAGUUUGUACGUUGAGAAGUUAACUUGUGCAUUGGUUGAUACUUACGGGCGUUCUACGUUAAAAAAGUUUUUGUGAAUUUGUUAAUAAGUGAAUGAGUGUGUUCGUGAGAAGCUUUCUCGUGCUUUAGUUGAAACGGGAAGGUGUUUGUUCGCCAGACGUCAACAUGGGAUCGGAAUACGAAAACGAGGACUACGAAGAGGAGCUGGUCGGAAGUACAGAAGAUAAACGGAACUGGCGUGGAAUCGUGAUCGCCGUGCUUGUGAUUAUCACCGUACUCGGCCUCAUUGUCACCGCCAUCGUCCUCGUCACACCAAAAGAGGUCAAUGAAAACUUCGGGGAAAGACUGUUAUACAAAGACUUCAUUCAUCAUGCGUUUGACCCAAAACCAUUCUCACCCGUCUGGAGAUCAAACCGGGUACUCAUGUUUCGAGGUGAGGAAGGGGAGGUUAUACAUUACGACUGUGAUACCAACAUGACCACCACCGUCAUGGAUAACUCCACUUUUAGGGAGCUUAACACAGAAUCAUACGAAAUGUCACCAGAUGGGAAAUUCGUCCUGCUACCUUACGACAUCAAUUAUAUUUACCGGCAUUCAUAUAUUGCAAAAUACAAACUAUACAAUACAGAAACCCGAAUACACAGUGACCUGUCGGGGCCAGCAGUGGAGGGCGAGGAAGGGGAUACCCCUCUACAGUAUGUCUCCUGGUCCCCAAAGGGUCACGCUCUGACAGUGGUUAUAGCGAACGAUCUGUACUUAAUUGAAGACGUCCCGGGCCGGACUUACCGACGUCUCACAACGGACGGAAUGACGGACGUCGUCUUCAACGGCAUCCCGGACUGGUUGUAUGAAGAAGAGAUCUUGCUCACCCGGCACGCAGUGUGGUGGAGCGCUGACGGGGGACAUUUGGUCUACGGCCACUUUGACGACCGUGGUGUCUCGCGGUACGAUAUGACCAUGUAUGGCCCACUCCGUAAUAAGUACGUCGAGAAUCGGAGGAUGCCGUAUCCCAAGCCAGGGACGGCUAACCCCGUAGCUACGCUCAGAGUAUACAAUGUUGCCAAAAAUGAAACCAAAGAAUUAAAGCCACCAUUGUCAUUCAGAAAUGUGUCACAUUACUUUACGACUGUGACGUGGAAAGACACAAGUCAUGUGAUAAUCACAUGGUUAAAUAGGGCUCAGAACGUUUCCAUUAUAACUAUCUGUGAUGUUACGAAUACUCUGUGCUAUGAGAAUUUUAAGACAGAAGCAAAAACAGGCUGGCUUGAAAUGUCAGAGGCGCCAUUUAUUGCGGGGGACGCCUAUUUCCUGAUCUUGUCACAACGGGACGGUGACAAUGGCAGCUUCAAACAUAUCGCUCACGUAGACGCCAACCAUCAAGGGGGUUCAGGCGUGAGCUACUUUGUGACCGAGGGCCCUCUGGAUGUCGUUAGAAUCGUCGGUUACAAUGAAGAUCUCAAAACUAUAUAUUUUCUCGCUGUUCGUCAGGAAGAUCCUCGGGAGAGACAUUUAUAUAGCGCCACGACAUCAAAGACCGACCAGUCAUUCCGGGUAGUGCGCUGUUUGACGUGUGACGUCAAUGACGAGUGUCUGUACGUCGACGCCACGUUCAACAAUAACUCCAGCUAUUACGUUUUGACGUGUAAGGGACCAGGCGUUCCUAACCAUCAGCUUAUGUCGACACCUGACAUAUAUGUAAAAAUGUUGUUUGACAAUCCGGGCCUUAAAGCGGCGUUGGUCGGGAAACGAGUUCCAACCACAAAAUUCCUCCAGCUGAAAACAGACGGCGAUGAAGAGGUGUGGGUGAAGGUUCUGUACCCGCCCCAACUAAAGCAAGACGAGAUCAUCCGAUACAACCUCCUCGUCAAGGUUUACGGGUCGCCGGGCACGCAGCUCGCUACGCACGAGUAUGAAAUCACGUGGGAACACUUCCAGUGUAGCGCGAACGACCUUAUCAUAGCGUUCGUUGACGGGCGGGGGUCGGGCGGACGCGGAGACAAGUGGCUGCACGCCGUACAUCGCCACCUAGGCCGUCUUGAGACGGAGGACGUUAUUGCCGUCGGCAAAUAUUUCAAAAACCUCAAGUACGUCGGGGAUCAGAUCGGGAUCUGGGGCGUGUCGCAUGGCGGGUUCUUGACGUCAGCCGUGCUAGGUUCCCCUGGAAACGUUUUUUCGUGCGGGGUUGCCGUCGCCCCCGUCACGGACUGGCGAUAUUACGAUACAUUCUACUCAGAAAAAUACAUGGGGUUGCCUACAGAGGAAGACAACUUAGAAGGUUAUAAUAGUGCCAACAUAUCACGUUACGCUUCCAACUUCCGUCGGUCAAGGUUCCUUAUAGCCCAUGGUACGGGCGACGAUAAUGUACAUUUCCAGCACUCUGCUCAACUCAUGAAGGCAUUAACAGAUAAAGACGUAUAUUUUAAAACACUGAUCUAUACCGACCAGCAGCACUGGUUAAGUGGCGGAAACACACGGAACCAUCUUUAUAACAGUAUGGAAGACUUCCUGUUCACGUGCUACGGUAAAACAGCGCCCAGGCAUCAAAUUCCGGUGGUCUUCGAGGAAGAUGAGGACGAAUAAUCAAGCGUGUAGAUGAUACGGAGACAAAAGCCACCGAUUGUGGGAAUGGGGUUAGGGUGUAGAGGAGAUAGAGGAUAAAGCGACUGGGUGAUGGUCAUGUGUGUCAUUGUGAUAAGACUAAACAGACGAGUUAGUAGCGGAAACAUUCAUAUUCAGUCAUUCAUGGCAGACACACACCUCCAGUACCGCUGAUUGAGGUGUGCGUGCAUUAAGACACCCUUCAAGUUGUGCUGUAGCUUGCUCGCCUUCUUGACAAUAUUGCGUGAAAUGCAUGAACAUUUUCAAAAACUGACACCUACUUCCAAGUGUGUCCUAUUGCACGCACACCUCCCUCACCGGAAUACACACCUCCAUUAAACCGAUAUAUCGAUAUCGGGGGUGUGCGUCUACCCGGGAUGCUUGUACACGUUUAUAUGUUUCCUUCUAUCUUAAUUAAGGGAAACAAAACGUGCAUUAAUUUCCUUUGCGAAAGUCAACAAAAGACUGCUCCGUUUGUAUAUAUCAAAUGUCAAAACUUUCAGGAUUUCGCUGUUUUUCUUCCUUUGUCCAUUUAGAAUCACUUGUUUUAACUAUUAUAAUAAAUAAUUCGUCACCUUAGUGCAAUAACUGAAUAACUGCAUAUAGAAAUAGAAGCAGAUAUUGAGUUCUUGCACUAAGGUGACGUAUUAUUUGAUAUAACAUCCUGAUUGUUUCUCUCAAUGUAUUCAUAUCCUUAUUUAUGCAAUGCAAAAUGUUCUAACAAGCAACAAAAAAUAUACAAAUGAUCAUUAGUCAUUAGAUUCAUAGUCGUAAUCAAUGCACAAGUUUAUACUUUGACUUGCGUCUUCUCUGUGAGUAGUUAUUGGUCCCAGGUAUUUUACAAAGAUAAUGUUUUAUUGAAACGUAUAUUCUUUUCGUGAACUUAAACUGUAUGAUAUAAUAUAUUUUAUCUUAAUUUAAAAACACAUGUAAUUCAAAUCAUUUUAAACUGAAUUUUAAUUUUCCCUAAAAGAAUGUCUAAACGAAAUUUUAAGCAAAUGCAUAAUUUCUACGUUUAUACAGAUCGUAACCAAUAAAAUCCUGAAUUGAAACGGCCCCAGACUUGUAGCCCGUCACAGUUGUUCACGACUGACAUUCCUGUAUAACUUGUGUGUAGAUGUACAGUCAUGGUGUCACACUAUCCAGCCAAUACUCGCCUCCUUCAUCGAGCCAUACUCACCGUGCUUCUAUUAUUUUGAAGCCGGGAUAACAGUUAGUAUUUGUCUCAUUUUACAUAGGAAUCAUGUCCGGCGCCGUCGAUCCAAAAGCCACAUGUACCUGUCCGCUAUCGAAUAACGUGGCCACAAAGAUAAUUGGCAUAGUAUCGCGGACAAGUUUUAUAUUCAAUCCCGUGUUACGACCAUUUAAUUGUCAUUGUUAUACCAGUGGGCGCUUCGACCAGUCGACAUAUUCAAUUCAAAAAUCCGAUGUACCAUAGUUUCAUUAAUUCCACCAAGAAUAAGUGGUGGAGAAUGCUGAAAUGGGACUCAGUCAUAUAUUAGAGGCAUAUAAUAAAUAUUGCAGGACAUCAAGUUUAGAAAAGACUAUCUUUUAAUAUAGACAUUCUUUAACAAGGUUUCUUUAUAUGCGAACAACCACUGUAACUGACGGUAACCAUUCUGAACAUAUUCAUUCUCUGUAUGUCCUAUACCUAUUGUGUAUGGAAUUGUGUUCGCCGUAUACGAAUUUGUGUCGGAGAAUUCUCACAUGAACUGUUGUUUUGUUAACCUUCUCACCUAGGAGUUAUAUGUGAUUAUGUUUGUUGAAAUAUGUAUUAUUAUUAAUAUUACUAUUGUGUAUUUUACAAUGUUCCUGUUUCAAUUUUGUUACAUAAAUGAUUUACCAAAACAAAUAAAAUGAACA
Messenger RNA from Mya arenaria, 5088 nucleotides. Its product is annotated as prolyl endopeptidase FAP-like. Bases 793 to 3207 code for a protein of 804 amino acids. The record is from RefSeq and is a predicted model, not a curated record. NCBI's taxonomy places the organism in Eukaryota, Metazoa, Mollusca, Bivalvia, Myida, Myidae. Gene Ontology annotation, molecular function: dipeptidyl-peptidase activity; serine-type peptidase activity. Gene Ontology annotation, biological process: proteolysis. The transcript is spliced from 25 exons.